ACCCUGGCGGUUAAUCUUUUUUCCUAAUAUGAAUCAUGUGUGCUUAGUUACUAAAAAGAAAAGAAAAACAAGAAUCAAGACAUCACACACUACGUAUCUUGAAGCAGGAUCUUUGGUCUAAGUAACGAUUCUACCGAAGACGAAAUUAGUAAAAAGAAGUAUAUAAAAAAUUUCCAAAACCCUAAACCCUGAACCGGCGCAAGCAAGAACGCGGUUUGGAACUUGGAACCAUUACAGAGUCCAGAGCAAUGUGUACCCUCGAACCCGACGUCAUCGGCAUCCGCGGCUUCGAGCUACGCCUCAUUCGCUGUACCAUCACUUUCUCACAGCCCUCGGAUUCCCGCCACGAACGUGAAUCGUUGGAUGGCCACAUCAACGACCUCUUGAAUUCCAUCGAGCGCGGCAACUACGUCGAAGCACUCACCUCCGAACCUUCCUUCUCCCUCGUAUUCCGACUCGACGGCCAUGAAUCGCUGCCACUCGACGCGGACCGAGUCUACUCCGAGUUGGUCCACCGCGCUGAGUCCUUCCUCAGAGACGCCGCCGCCGCCGAACAGCGUCGCAGGGCAAUACUCGUCAUGUGUAUUGCCAUCGCCGCAUUUCUAGGGUUCACUCAAUCCAACUUCACCGGGCCUUUGAAAGGAACAGAGCUAUCGAAAUGUCCUCUGUGUUUGGAUGGAAGUGAUGAAUGGGACAAUUGGGCGCGGAAUCAGUUCAUGUCUGCUGGUUCUGACUUACUUGGAAAGUUCUCCAAUCUUCAGUACUUAGUUCUUGCCAAGAUGUUGCUUAUGCGGAUGAAGGAUUUGUCCGUCGAGAUUGGAAGCCUUUCAUGGUGGCUUGCCAGGGUUUUGCUUCUUCAACAGAGAGUUUUGGACGAGCGGUCUUCGUCCUUGUCUGAUCUCUUGCACGUUUAUAUGGGCGAAGCUUUGCAGCAAUUCAGCACUUCGAAACUAGUUCGGAGUUACUGGGAGGAUGAUCUACGUGAUGGGGAGAGCUCUGCGAUUGUCUCCGUGCUUCAUUUAGAGGCUGGAAUUAUGGAAUAUUUAUAUGGGCGAGUUGACUCUUGCAGGAUGCAUUUUGAGUCAGCUGAGAUGGCAGCUGGGCUUCAGCUUUCAGUUACUGGGGCACUUGGUUUCCGUACUGUACAUCAGGCAGAACCAAAGGCACAGAUGGUACUUGUUACAAACACAAGUACAUCAAAUGUGGAUAACUGCCCCUUAACAGGUACUGGUAUGCAAACGUGUGAUUCCAACAAUGGUGAGGAUAACUGGAAUUUGAAUAAGCGUGAAACCUCUGAAGCAUCUGACAUACUUAGAAUACCGAAGUUGUUAGAAAACGAUGACUCUAAAACCAGGUCUCAAGGCAUGGAAAACGGUGCCCAUGUUACUCCAAGUUUGACAGCAACACAACAAGCUGUAAUUCUGGCAUAUUGUCUUCUAAUUGAGAAGAGCUCCCGACAUGAUGAAUUGCAACGAUGGGACAUGGCCCCUUACAUUGAGGCAAUUAAUUCCCAGCAUUUGUUUUACUUCACUAUACGGUGUUUAUGCGAUGUUUUACGUAUUCGAUGGGAGUCAUCUCGUAGCCGAACUAAGGAGCGUGCCUUACUGAUGAUGGAUAACUUGGUGACUAUGUGUUGUGUUUUGAUUGUAUCCCACUUUACCCAGGCGAUCCUCCUUUGCUCCAGGCCAGCACCCCAAAGGAAAUUGCGCUGGAUCUUGACUAGCUUGUCUGCUACAAUGCUGGGUACCCUGAAAAAUGAGAAAAAAUAUAUAGGAAGCGCUAUUAAGACUGCAUUGAUUAGUGUGACUCUCCCUCCCAAGGAAAUGUGUUUUUGUUUCCAUCUCGCAAGUUUUGCCUCACACUUCCUAAUGAUAGGGUCCCAGGUCUCUCUACGCCUUGGAUUUGCCCCGAUGGGGAUACCAAGGCUUUUACUUAUAAUGUUUUUACCUUGCAGGCAUGUGAUCAAGAAAAAGAGCAAGGAAGCCUUUAUUGCAUUUAAAGAAGCCUUGAAAUUCAAACGAAACAGCUGGCAACUAUGGGAGAACUACAGCCAUGCUGCUGUUGACAUUGGCAAUAUCAGUCAGGCACUGGAAGGUGUCCAGAUGAUUUUGAAUAUGAGCAAUAAUAAGAGAGUUGAUUGCGAAUUAUUGGAAAGAAUCACUAAGGAGGUGGAAAAGCGGCUUUCAACAAGUAACGUGCCCCCUUUGAUAACUGACAAUAAGCCUAAAACAGAUCAAUUCUGCAUUGUUGAUCCUGGAUCAGAAAAUCAAGAGCAAGUAUCUGGAGCAUCUGUUACAGGAAGAUCACGUGAAACUGAACAAUUAUUGUUAUUACUUGGAAAAGUUUUACAGCAGAUAAUUAAAACUGGGAGUGGAUGUGGACCAGAAAUCUGGGGCUUAUAUGCCAAAUGGCACAGAAUUAAUGGAGAUCUCAUGAUGUGUUCUGAAGCCCUCUUAAAGCAAGUUAGGUCACUCCAGGGAUCUGAUACAUGGAAGGACCGAGACCGGUUCAAAAAGUUUGCAAAAGUUUCUUUGGAACUUUGCCAGGUGUACGUGGAAUUUUUUUCAUCUACUGGUAGUAUUAAACAAUUGUCUACAGCUGAGAUGCACUUGAAGAAUGUCAUCAGACAGGCUCAGAGCUUCACCGAUACAGAAGAGUUCAGGGAUCUUCAGGCUUGCUAUGAUGAAGUGAAAAUUAAACUCCAAUCGAACUCAAUGCCUAGCUAAAAUCUUGUUGAAGGUAUUAUUCGAUUUAUCAUGCAAGUUCUAACCUGCUGAGGCAUCUAUUAAGAGUCUCUGUGCAUGUAGCUUCCUAAUUUUCAUCAACAGGGAAUGUCAAGAGGUUGCUUUCAGAAUCUUGAAUGUGGCAAAUAUUUAAUAUCACUGAUUGGAGUUAAAGGACGUGCUUCGUAUCAUAUGAUAUCGUAUGUAUUGCAUAUUAAAUUAAACAUUCUCAAAUGAAAGCGCAAUUUUGUCAUGGCCA
Glycine soja is the source of this 2982-nucleotide messenger RNA. RefSeq lists its product as uncharacterized. NCBI's taxonomy places the organism in Eukaryota, Viridiplantae, Streptophyta, Magnoliopsida, Fabales, Fabaceae. The record is from RefSeq and is a predicted model, not a curated record. The transcript is spliced from 14 exons. The coding region runs from base 249 to 2726 and encodes 825 amino acids.